Molecule: messenger RNA, 2203 nt
Organism: Grammomys surdaster
Lineage: Eukaryota; Metazoa; Chordata; Mammalia; Rodentia; Muridae
Gene: Amt
Product: aminomethyltransferase
Exons: 9
Coding region: 341-1552 (403 amino acids)
Biological process (GO): glycine catabolic process
Cellular component (GO): mitochondrion
Molecular function (GO): protein binding; aminomethyltransferase activity
Source: RefSeq, a predicted model, not a curated record
AUCUCCCACUGCUACUUGACCUGAAUGUGUAAUUCAGGCUUUUCAACUAUUUGGAGAACUUUGACCUUCUGGAGGCAUGGUGUUCUAACCCCCAAUUCUGGUUCUAGGCAGCCUAUUCUGCUCUGAACUGCCUGGCUUGUUUUGAUUAGUUUAAGUUAGAGCCUGAGGCCAAUGGGAGUCAGCCUCAGUUUUAAAUCCCAGCCUGCCCUAUGGGCUUCCCGCCCCUUCCCAUCCCCUGCAGACUAGAAAGACCUGUCCAGGCUGGGUUUGGACUACAACUCCCAGCGUGCCUGGCAGAGUAGUGGCCUCAGUGUGCCGGCUGCACCAGUUUCGGGCCACGAUGCAGCGGACAGUCAGUGUGCUAGCCCCUCUGGGUUUUCGCCUGCAAGCACAACCCUUGGUCCAGAGUCGCCCACUCAGUUCUGCACAGGAUGUGCUCCGCAGGACUCCACUCUAUGACUUCCACCUAGCCCAUGGAGGGAAAAUGGUGGCCUUUGCAGGGUGGAGUCUACCUGUGCAGUAUCGUGACAGUCACAUUGAUUCACACCUGCACACACGCCAGCACUGCUCUCUCUUUGAUGUGUCCCACAUGCUACAGACCAAGAUAUUUGGCUGUGACCGAGUGAAGUUGCUGGAGAGUAUAGUGGUUGGAGACAUUGCGGAACUAAGGCCUAACCAGGGAAUGCUAUCUCUGUUUACCAAUGAAGCUGGAGGCAUCUUAGACGACCUGAUUGUGACCAACACUUCUGAGGGGCACCUGUAUGUAGUAUCCAAUGCUGGCUGCCGGGACAAGGACUUGGCUCUCAUGCAGGACAAGGUCAAGGAGUUCCAGAACAGGGGCAGUGAUGUAGGCCUGGAGGUGGUAGAUAAUGCCCUGUUAGCUCUGCAAGGACCCACUGCAGCACAGGUGUUACAGGCUGGCGUGACAGAUGAUAUGAGGAAACUGCCCUUCAUGACCAGUGCUGUAAUGGAGGUAUUCGGUGUGUCUGGCUGUCGUGUGACCCGCUGUGGCUACACAGGAGAGGAUGGUGUUGAGAUUUCAGUGCCAGCAGUAGGGGCAGUCCACUUGGCAACUGCUCUGAUGAAAAACCCAGAGGUAAAGCUGGCAGGACUAGCAGCCCGAGAUAGCCUGCGCCUGGAGGCAGGCCUCUGUCUGUAUGGGAAUGACAUUGAUGAACAUACCACACCUGUGGAGGGCAGCCUCAGCUGGACACUGGGGAAGCGCCGGCGAAUUGCUAUGGACUUCCCAGGAGCCAAAAUCAUUAUUCCCCAGCUGAAGGGUGAGGUGGAGCAGAAACGUGUAGGGUUGAUAUGUGAAGGCGCUCCAGUGAGAGCACACAGUCCUAUUUUGAACACAGAAGGCACUGUGAUUGGUACAGUGACCAGUGGCUGCCCUUCACCCAGCCUGAAGAAGAACGUGGCGAUGGGUUAUGUGCCAUUCAAGUACAGUCGGCCAGGGACACAGCUGCUGGUGGAGGUUCGGCGGAAGCAGCAAAUGGCAGUGGUUAGCAAAAUGCCCUUUGUGCCCACAAACUACUAUACUCUCAAGUGAAGAUGGCCCAUGGGAAAGCCAGUCCCUCCAGGAGGAUUUCUCUAGAGGGCAUUCCAUAGCGCUUAGUCAGAACAGGGGAGUACAACUCCCAGGGGUGGAAGCUGAGUGAAGUUUGCUGGGUCUGCUUAGGGUUGGGGAGAGAAUCCCAUCUAGACUCUUUCCCUUACAAACCAUUCCAAUUUUAGGGACAAUGUUUAAAUGACAAAUCACCUUACUUAAUGUCCUAUUUUAGUCCACAAUCCCACUAACCUUGACCUGCCUGGUGCUGGCUAUGGAACAAAGGUCUGCCUCUGUGCAGAGGAUAACACCUGCUCACCUACCUCUCUAUGGUUUCUCUAAUUUCAAAGGACUAUCUCUGUGGACAGUGUGCGCUUAGGUACCUUCUCCACUCUGCUUUCCAUGAAUGCAUACUCCUGCCUUUCCUUAGAUAGAAAUGACUCCUGACUCAGUGUUGGCUAAGGCUGUUGCUGUGUGCAAACAUAGGGAUGGCUGAGCAAACAUGGGACUCACCCUUCCACAUUCCCUAGUCAACCCAGCCUGCUGUGCAGCAGGACAUGGCAGGCUUAGUUCUUGGCUGACCUCGGUCAGCUGUUGUGAAUAAUUAUACUUUACUAACUCUUGAAAAAAAUUAAAAUUUCUUUCCUUCUUAUU